GUACAUGGCCAUCAUGCAUCCUCUUAAACCUCGGAUGUCUAGGAAGACGACACUCAUAAUUACUGUGUGCAUCUGGGUGGCUGGAAGUCUUCUUUCCCUUCCCAACCUCAUCUACUCCACCACGAUCACAGAAACGUUCAAAAACGGUGAUUAUCGGAUCAUUUGUUUCAUGGUCUGGCCUGACGGAUACUCCAACGAUAGUUACACCGAGUACAUCUACAACGUUAACAUCCUGGUCCUUACCUACAUCCUGCCGAUCUCCUCUAUGACAUUUACCUACUUCCGAGUAGGCCUAGAGCUGUGGGGAAGCAAGACUAUAGGGGAGUGUACAGAGAAACAGUUGGAGGCAACCAAAUCAAAACGAAAG
Molecule: messenger RNA, 367 nt
Organism: Limulus polyphemus (Atlantic horseshoe crab)
Lineage: Eukaryota; Metazoa; Arthropoda; Merostomata; Xiphosura; Limulidae
Product: tachykinin-like peptides receptor 99D
Exons: 2
Biological process (GO): G protein-coupled receptor signaling pathway
Cellular component (GO): plasma membrane
Molecular function (GO): tachykinin receptor activity
Source: RefSeq, a predicted model, not a curated record